UACUAUAGCCCACUAUCGGCUCCUGUUAUCUCAGUGACAGUAACAAUGCACUUCUCAUUUAUCAUACUUGCUGGUGUCUUGGGUGUUGCCUCUGCUACUAUUGUCCAAGACUGUGGAUCUACAGCAGAACUUAAAGAAGUUUCCAUCUCUAACUGUGGCACCCCACCAUGCGUCCUUAAGCGAGGUGAAGAUAUUAUAGUCGAUAUCAACUUUGAUAAUAAUGUAGCCACUGAGACACUAACAACUAAAGUGACAGGAACUAUUGGUGGAAUUGAAAUUCCAUGGUUAGGUGUUGUGUCUGAUGCCUGUACAAGCCUUAUAGAGGGUGACUGCCCUUUGGAGGCUGGUGAGGAGGUUAAAUAUUCAGCAAAGGCCCCAGUCCUUAAUGAAUACCCAGCUGUAAUAGUGAUCGUCACCUGGAAGUUGAAGGAUCACGAUGGUAAAACUACUGUCUGCUUCGUAGUGCCAGCACAGAUUGUGUAACACUAUAUUAUUUACUGUAACACAAUAAUUAUUAAAAUUUAAUUAUAACAAUAGUCACUAAAAUGGAAUCCAAAUAAAUAAGCUAGACAAUAAAGUAUAUACCUCAAAUAGCUAUUUUGAUAUACUGGACUACUUCCACCAGAAAAAAAUACAGGCAUGCCACAAUAUAAUUUUGGGUUUUCUUGAACUGUAUUGUACGUUGGAAUGUAUUUACCCAUAAAGUCCCAUUAUAAAGCCAAAGAUGUGUUCCUAUGAAAAUAUUUAUGAUAAAAAACUACUGAAAUAACACUGCAAUACAGCUAAGAUGUUUUCAAGUAUGAGUACAGUAUAGAGCAGUGGUUCCCAAACACAGGGUCGCAACCCCAUUUAUGCAUUAUAGGAGGUCGCAUAGAGGUCGAUGGGGUCGCCUGGUCUUGCAGCGGUCAUAUGUGACUUUUUUUUUUAAAUCCAGGUGUCAAGGACUGAAGGAGAAGGCCGACAGGUGCUGUUUCGUUAAGUCGGGACCAUAAAUUAUGGUCAAGGGAUUAACGCAGUUACUCUCCUUGCCCUGUGACAUGUUUCACAACAGAAGUUCCACACUCCUAAAUACUGUAUACCUUUUAACUGUUCUCAGUUCAGUUUACUCCCACUGAUGCACACAGAAAAUGGCAGCAAAUUUCAAUGAGUUGCUUACGGAGUAUUUUGCACUCGUGACGUCAGAAUUACAAGCUGACGAGGUAAGGGUGAAUUUUGACGUCUAUGAUGACAUAGCAAAGUUUGGGAUUACUUUAUCAGAGACGUUCAGCUGUCAAAAAUCGAGCUAUCAAUGUUCUGGUAUAAAAAAAUAUUACCAUAACUGUAUACAGUAUCAACAAACUUCUACAGUACUUAGAAAAUUGUAUGCUAUGUUACUUAACCUCAUAUACCAUCAGGCAUAGAAAAUUAAUCAAAUGAUGACAUACACAUGUCAUAUGAAGUAUGACAUAGUUGUAGCGUAUGUUGUUUAACCACAUAAUUAUGCUCCCAGUUAACAGAAAAUUUAUUAAAUUAUAAUGCACACGUUAAAUAUGAAAUAUGAGUUAUAAUAAAGAAAACUGCAUGUUAUGUUGCUUAACCUUGUAAUUAUACACUCAGGUAUAGAACACUAAAUGAUGCUAUAAUUAUGACAGAGUUGUAACCUGUUUCUUCCUGAGUUUACUUUUACACUUCUCAAUUAUGUACAGAAAUAUAUAUUCUUUAUUUGUUUUUAGUUAUACAAAUGUAAAAAUAUGUCCGUAUUUAUUCUACAAAUCUUUAUAUUUAAUGCAAUGAAUCGGAGUCACACUGGAAAAUGCUUGGGAACCCCUGGUAUAAAGAAUAGUAAUAAGACAGGAAACUAAAAGCAAAUAAUUUACUUACCAGAAAUUGUGGUGAUGUUGUGUGAGGUGAUGCAAUAUUUGCAGCUUCCCCACUCACCUGGAAGUUGUGUGGUCCAUGUCAUUUCUUGAACCUCUCAAACCAGCCCCUGCCUGCAAUAAAGUUUCUUCCUGCAAGUGUUCAUUCUUCAUAUCUGCUGACAUUGAUCUUGCUUCCUCAUGAAUUUUAGGGUUGUUGAGUGAAACACUAAGCUUCUUGUGAUCUUCAAUUUAGACACUCAGCAUGAUGUACUCUAUGUUUUUCAUAAAAUCACUUCUAUGCCUUGAUUACUUCAUUACACCUAAGAGGUAAAACAUCUUAAUCUUGCCUUCAUUUUUUCUGUUUUGUUUUGAAAGUAGCCACUGUGGUCCAAAAGCUUAUGAGAGUUUGCCAAUUUU
This is a messenger RNA of Homarus americanus (American lobster), 2255 nucleotides long. RefSeq names its product NPC intracellular cholesterol transporter 2-like. The coding region runs from base 46 to 483 and encodes 145 amino acids. Lineage: Eukaryota; Metazoa; Arthropoda; Malacostraca; Decapoda; Nephropidae. The record is from RefSeq and is a predicted model, not a curated record. The transcript has 4 exons. Gene Ontology annotation, biological process: intracellular cholesterol transport. Gene Ontology annotation, molecular function: sterol binding.